Molecule: messenger RNA, 671 nt
Organism: Scophthalmus maximus (turbot)
Lineage: Eukaryota; Metazoa; Chordata; Actinopteri; Pleuronectiformes; Scophthalmidae
Gene: golt1a
Product: golgi transport 1A
Exons: 5
Coding region: 99-488 (129 amino acids)
Biological process (GO): retrograde transport, endosome to Golgi; endoplasmic reticulum to Golgi vesicle-mediated transport
Cellular component (GO): endoplasmic reticulum; membrane
Source: RefSeq, a predicted model, not a curated record
GCUCAAAGGUCACAUCUGAGAAAAGGAUUCAUUUGGUGCUGACUGUCACAACGAAACAAAGUCGGUAAGUGAGAGGAGGAAAAACAGAAGGAAUUACCAUGGUGGUCUUCUCAGAAUUUCAGAAGAUUGGUAUUGGUCUGAUGGGAUUUGGUUUCUUUUUCUUGCUCUUUGGUAUGCUGCUGUACUUUGACUCUGUCUUGCUGGCAUUUGGGAACAUCUUGUUUCUGACUGGCUUGACGCUCAUCAUCGGCUUCAGAAGGACAGCCCACUUCUUCUUCCAAAGACACAAGUGUCGGGGUUCUUUUUUCUUCCUGGGAGGCGUGUCUCUGGUGUUGUGCCGCUGGCCAAUAAUUGGCAUGCUGGUAGAAAGUUAUGGCUUUGUGCUUUUAUUCAGGUCCUUCUUCCCCAUGGCCUUGGGAUUUGUGCUGUCAGCUGUGAAUAUCCCUUUCCUCAACACAUUUUUUUCCAGCAGCUCCUCCAUGGUAUGAGCAGAAGAACGUUACAACAACAAAGGAGGGUGGUGACGAUAGCUAUUUAUUGAAUUGAUGACCAGUAAAAACAAUUCACUUCGUACAGUGUACUGUAUUUUGUACCCUAUAUGUUUACAAUUAUUUAGCUGCUUAAAGCUACUCUAACUCAACACUCAAACAAAUAAACACAAAUAACACACA